GUGAGGAGACACGUCAGACAGACCGACUUCUUCAACAUGAAUCCUGCUCUGGUGCUGUUGGCGUCCCUGCUGGCUGCAGCGGGGGCUCAGUCUCAGGACCACCAUGACAUGGGCUGGGUCAACGGAUACCGGCAGAGCUUUAACUUCCAGUGUCCCCACGGUGAGGUCCUCGUGGCAGCCAGGAGCUACUACAGCGAGACUGAUGGCAUGGACCGCCUGUGGUCAUUUGAGUGCCAGCCCACACCUGAGGGUCUGGGACAGCCAAGUGACUGCUGGUGGGACGACAUAAACCGAGCUGGGUUGGAGUGGUGGGUCUGUUUUUACUUCCUGACUUCCUUAUUUCUCUGAAUUUUAGAGUUUUGAGCUGAGACUAGCUGUGAGACAAACACAUCUGUUCAGGGUUUGAGUUAAGAUCAACAAGUGUGAUGAUUGCAAUGUUUGGAGGAAGAGAAUAUUGAAUGUUUGAAUACUGUUCAAGCUGCACUGAUUUGAUUUCACUUGGAGUUUAGGGAGUUCAAUUUCAGAUGCUUUGUUGAUACACUAUUGCACAGAGAUGCACAGCACUCACUCAGAUGAACUUAAUGGUUUUCUCCUGCUAACAAUCUCACUGCAAACAUCAUUAUUCAGGCUGCCUAGGUCGACAGGGAUUUCAACUGUAAUAAUAUGAAUAAAUAAUGCUGAAUGCUUUAUGACUCCAUAACUCAGAGAUGAAGUGAAAGGAAAUGAGUAAAUCCAUCACUCUGGAACAUCUGAGUCAGAUUACAGGUGUUCAGUAAAAGCUGCAGUAAACUUUAUUUCAUAGGUUUCUUUUCCCCAUUGCAGCAGCUGCAGACAUCUGAGUGGUAUGAUUCUGUCCUCCAAGGCCCUGAUUAGCAUCAAGAAGGACAUUUAUUGCACAUGAGACAGCCACACAGCUCGCACAACUUUACCCCUUUCAAGGCUUAUUGUUCCAAUCAACAGGAGGCGCAGAUCAAAGAUAAAAACAGCAUAAUUACUGGACGGUGUCUCUCCUCUUUAGGACAUAAUGUGACCAACAAUACAGGCUGUUAAAUGUCACUAUUAGCAGACAACAAAGGCCCAUACGAGGCCUGAGUAGAAGCUGUUGUAUGAACAAAACCACUGUGUUGUUGCUGGGUGUGUGGCUUACACACAAAUGGAAAACCUCAAGUGCCCAUAUAGAGACUUAGUAAGGGUGCAGCUGCAACCAGAGGAUGUCAGUUAUCAUACUCUAGCUCUCUGCAUGUUCAAGUUAAUCUUUUUUCUAUAAUAAAAGCUUGUAGCAGGUGUAAAUUAACAAACUAAAAUUUGAAUUGAUUAUAGCAGAAAAACUGUGCUUCUGCAGAAGUUGGCUUGUGCCACAUAGUUCUUGAGCUGCAAGGCGUAGGUCAGGCAUACACUAUAAAUAUUGAAACUGAUUGUAUCUUGAUUUUUGAAUUGCACAGGUGAUUUUUAAAGUAGGGCCAGAAUUAAGCCUAAUUGCGCAUUAUGGACUGUGCAGCUCACAUGGGGCACAAUGGCCAGUCGGUGGGUAAUAAGCUGCUGCUGACAGUCUGGGUGAAUUUCUGGCAUGUUAGAAACAUGGUCAGCUGACAGUGUACACUGGAGAAGUGAGAGCAGGACCACAAGAUGAGUCUCAGAUUUCAGGCCUUUUUCCUGAUCACACCUGCAAAAUGUGCAUGACAGCAACAGGCCAAUUAACUUUUAAAUAUAGAACACAUACUGUAAUAUACCUGUCAACCAUAACAUAAUGACCACUUCGGAUGCAAUCUAAAAGAAAGCGACACGCCUCAGUGGGCUUGGAAGGAUACAGCCCUUGAACACAUUCACACAGUGAGUACAUGUCAAACCUAACCAAACUGCACUUGCUCAUUUAAAACACAUCCUCCUUAGAGAUUAGUUUAGAUUAUAAAUGAAAAUGACAGAAAUUCUUGGGUGUGAUUUUACAGCAACCUAUAUUGCUACUUCCAUGUUUUACAAAAGCAGCAUUUCUGGCAACAUGUUCAGAUCAGUAUCAGAGUUUUAGCCUUAUGCUAUGCUAAAACUUUAACAUGAGAGGAGAAGUGGCCAAUAGAAUAUGAUUCAAAGGUUAAAUGAAACACAAAUACAGAUCAUGAUGUACACUUCACCAAAGACUUUAACUUUUUUUUUUUUUUUUUUGAAGUUUUGAUUCCAGUAAAUCCCUUCUUCAAAACUCGAUUAUCGGAUCCAGGAAAGAAUUCUGCCAAUUUUGAAUGGAAAAAAUCCGAUGCAACCUCAAAACUGAUUCAGACAUCUUGACGCCCCUCUGCUACCGCACAGGAAAAUGAAAAAAAUGAGUCAGAUUUUCCACAUGUGAAUCUUUUUUAUUUUUAUUUUUUACUUUCAUAAAAAUUUGUUCAAUUGCUUUCCCGUCCAGAAGAAAUCAGCCGGGUCCUCCUGGGCCUACAUGAAUCACCCCCUCACUGCCAAACAGCCACACUUGACAGAUCUUUGGAGCAUGACCAUCUCCAAAGACAUAUAACUAGAUUAAACCAAAGCCAUAAAAUUAUUAUCCAAGAAUUCAGCAAGCUGUGUCUUUUCCAUCAAAUAACAAGUUACUGUUCCAGAAUUUUUCUCUUUUUGUGCAGCUUUCUGUGCAGUCACUGCGUAGACAUCAUGUAAACAAGAUUCAACCAACACUCAUCUGGUUUGUUUAAAGAAAUGGCAUUGACUGUUUUGGAGAGGGGGAUCACAGCUGGACGUCUUCAUGCAAACAACAGCUGGAACCAAACAGAUUUUUGACUCAGCUGUAUCUGCUUCACAUUUCUUUUUCCAGGAUGCAGAGGUUUUUGCUCUGCAGAGAUCUUUCAUGUUGAGCUCCACAGCAAAGACAAACUCAGUGAGCACUCUUUUAUUGCCACGCCUGCCUCUUUAACAUAGCUGUCUAUCUAAAUUACACUGCUGCACUACCCUUCAGGGGAACUACCCCCAUUGGCCGAAUGGCUGACGGCUGGCCCCGUGUUGCCAUGACGAGCGUCUUCACAUUGUGCAGCUCCUGCUGCUUGGACCUGGUAUUCUGGGAUCUGUUGUGGCGACAGUGAAUUCUGAGGGCCAUAAACAAGCUGCACUGUCAACAAACCAGUAUUUACCCAAACAAUAAAGAUGCAUAUUUCAUGGCCUUAAAGGUUUUUCAGUGACUUAACUCGUGUGAACUCCCUUACACUCCUGUGAGGAGUUUUCUUUGUGUUUAUAAAGAAGACUGAAUUUAUAUUAAUGCAUCUUUCUGAUCUAAAGAAGCAAACAAGACCAUUAGCAACAGGAAUGACAAAUAUUAUGCUGAUAUUUUUAAUGCCUGAAACUACUGGAGUGGGGAAGGGGUCAGGGGAGCAGCUAGCAAAUACUCUCAAUAAAUAUGGUUUUAAUUGUCACAAGUCAGCAGGAUGACAUUUUUUGUGGGAAGCCACUAUUUUAGCAUGUAAAGGAGAAUACAAGCCAAGACUGCUUCAUCCACAGGGGGCGCCAUAAUCUACACAAUCAAAAAGUUACUAACAGGAACUUAAAAUUUUAUUUUUUCCUGCAUUAAAAGAGUAGAGGUUGUUUUUCCAUGAUCUGUUUUUACGCACUACUGCUUUAAUUUGAAUACUUGUGUGUCUUUGCAGGACCUCAACAUGCACUCGUAAUGGGAUUGUAGCAGGAGUGCAGAGCAAGUACUUUGAAUCCGUCCUGGACCGGGAAUGGCAGUUUUACUGCUGCUACUACAAACGGCGCUGUCCCUACUCCUGCAUGUAGGUUCUCAGCAAUGACCUGUGAAAUACUGUGACCUGUAAAACAAUCUUAAUCCUAGUAAGAGUAAUUUCUUUCAAAUGCAUUGUGAACAAAUGAAGCAGAGCCAACAGGUUGCAAACCCAACUAACUUGAAUGGUAGAGAAGGGAAUUAAGGACCAUGGCUUGGCUUAAAGUCGCAGGAUUUAAUCAACCCAAACAAUAUCAUAGACAAUCUCCUGGUUUUAUAGAGGUGAUCUCAGACUAGUUUUUAGUUGCGGGUUUGCUAGCACAGACUCCAAGUCCUCACUGCUCUCAGCUGAGAAAGAAGUCCUAAAUAUUAACACCUGAAAAAAAGACAAGAUGCAGAAUGAAUAAUGAUGAUUUUUACUACAACUUGCAGAGGGUGAAAACUUGUGUUCCUAAAAAGUGAAGCUUGGCUGAAAUUGAAGCACAACAGCUAGACCAACGUUAUUGUUUACUGUUGAGCAUUAAAAAUGCUGUAAAAAAUGUCAGUAUUAACUUAAUGGAGACAUCCCCUUUAUAACCAAAGUCUGGGAUUUUAAGUCUUACAGUAGGUGUAUUGGUACAGUCAAUUUUGGAAAUGCUUACAGGCUCCAGUUUGUUUCCCAGUGGAGCCAAAUGGCAAUGAAAUGAUGCUUCAGUUGUAAUUCGGUGAAUAAAAUCAGCAAUGCAGAUAUGCCAGACAGGUUGGAUCAUGGUGAAAGUUUCAGCGAGGAAGGAAACCAGAGACAAACGAGCCUGCCAGUUCUGCUCGCCACCAUCUCCAUCAGCUGUCAACACAAAGUGACUGUUGUUCAUUCAAAAGAGUCAGUCCAAAAUGAGUCACUAAAAGGGCCUUAGAGGUGUUGGCUGGUAGGAUUUUCCAUCUUGUCACCUGGACAGAGCCAUGUUGGCUGCCUGCACCUGUGUUCAGUUUAUGAAUCAUGCUAAAGGGAGUAAAUCCUGGUUUCAGCAACAUACUGAGCAUAUGUCCAUAUAUGGCCUUAAAAGCAGCAGUUUGGGGUUUAAUUCUGGUGCUAUGCAAAAGUCAGACAACAGGUUAGCAUAAUGACAGUCUGAUCCAAUAGACGUCAUGUUUUGGGACCUUUUGGCCCAGAAAAUGAAUUGCGUUAUCCUGCAUGGGGUGUCACAGUGAAUGACAUUAAAAAAACAAAUCCAGGACACCUCACAACCUCCUGACUGAAAGUCAAGCACAUUUGAUUUUUCCUUCUGCUUCCACAAAAUGCUCUGUCACAUAAACCUAUGAGAACAUCACUCUACACGGUAAAGGUCGUGACAGUGAAAAAAACAAGGCAGUGCGAGUUCAUCUAUAGAGAUGGACAGAUGUUUAAACCAGAUGUACUUUUGGCUGAGCUUGACUGCUGUGGCCUGCCUGAACUUACACUGGACUCAAAAUGAUGAAUUACCAUUUAAAGGACUUUAAAGGUUUUAUAUUUUAUCUCAAGUUGCCAAAUAACACCAACUUUGAUUGUAUUUACAGGAAAACUAACGACAUCCCUGAAUAUCACAGAGAGGAGGGGGAGCUGGUGGUUCCCAGUUAUGGCUACUUCGUCCGAGGAGCUCAGACUACCUUCAGUGGAGUGCUGAGGUUUGCUCACAGCAUCUGUUUUCUUUCUUUAUAGCUUUUUACCUCAUGAGUAUCCAUUUGGAUCUUAUAAUGUCCAGAAAAUGUCUAAAUCCUCUCUGGGCUGAGCUGGAAGAACAUGUCUCUACAGUAUGACCUGUGACACAAGAAUUUACAGCUGCUUAGUUGCGACAGAGUUUAGUAAUUUAGGAUUGUUGAACUGACAGGAUUUUGUCUCUUGCUGUGUUUCAGAGAUCGGCAGUGGAAGUACAUCCUGUGCAGGUGGACAGACUUUGACUGUGAUUUUGAAAAUUUAUAGAUUCCUCUCAGCACUUUUUCUUAUCAAUGAACAUUUUAAACCAUAAACUGCGUAUAUACUCAUCCAUGUAAACAGAAACUGACAUUUAUAUACAGUCGUACAUAAUCCAUAUUUUCUUUCAUGUGUAUAGUAGAUCAGCAGAUGUGUGUUUAAUGCCUGUGUAAUCACAGUUUUCAGUCCAGCAUAGAAAAGUCAAUGCUCAUACAAUAAAACUAUUUAACAUCAACACAGAGGGUCUGUUGGGAUUUUGGACUCCACCAGACAUGUUGGACUGCUGAGGUGUUUUCAAUUAGUUGCGGGAGAAACUGGAAGUCUUUUGGCAGCAUGCGAAAGUCUCUUUCCAAAACAAACAAUUAUUUGAUGCUGUGUUCAUGCUGGUGGAAAACACUGCGUCAGGCUCUGCUCCAAAGUCUUUCAUUCAGAGUCACAUGACGGCACUGGCUGCGCAGAAUGGUUCUCACCAUUUUCACGGUCAUAAAAGCCUUCAGUGUUUUGAGGUGUGACUGAUGGGGAUAUUGUCUUGGAGGCAACACUUGGAACAAUUGUGUAUUUGUUGGAAGUGAUAAGAAGCUCUUUAAGAAUUACAGGCAACAUGAGUUUAGUAUGAAAUGAAAAAUAAUGCACCUGCUUUCAGCUGAUUUCACAGUCUGCUUUAUUAGAGUGGUUUGUUCAGUUACACAAUAUAACAAACUGGAACUCAUGUAACUACACCCUGUGAGUAUGGGAUUAAACUCAUCC
Molecule: messenger RNA, 6365 nt
Organism: Xyrichtys novacula (pearly razorfish)
Lineage: Eukaryota; Metazoa; Chordata; Actinopteri; Labriformes; Labridae
Source: the annotation of a GenBank genome assembly